AUGUCCUCACAUAGCGAGGCGGCAGAGGCUGAAAACACCAUGAGCGUCACUCGUGCUUCAGUCUUCUUUCAGGAUGGUCUCAAAGCAGUGGACAACCUCAAACCCUCAAUAGAAAAACUCGCCACAGACUUGCACUCGAUCAAACAGGUACAAGAUGAAGAACGCAGGCAGCUAACCCAGUUACGGGACGUGCUAAAGACCGCUCUGCAAGUGGAGCAGAAGGAGUCUAGGAGAGACUCACAGGUUAGACAGAGCGCCACCUACAGUCUACACCAGCCCCAGGGCAACAAAGAACAUGGGACGGAGCGCAGCGGGAACCUUUACAAGAAGAGUGAUGGGUUGCGGAAAGUGUGGCAGAAGAGAAAGUGCACAGUAAAGAACGGUUAUUUGACCAUCUCGCACGGGACGGCUAACAGACCUCCUGCCAAACUCAAUCUUCUCACCUGUCAGGUGAAGCACAACCCAGAGGAGAAGAAAAGUUUCGACCUCAUCUCCCAUGACAGAACAUAUCAUUUCCAGGCAGAAGAUGAGCCAGAGUGUCAGAUAUGGAUCUCAGUGCUGCAGAACAGCAAGGAGGAGGCGCUCAACAACGCCUUUAAGGGUGACCAGCAUGUUGGCGAGAACAACAUUGUACAGGAGCUGACCAAGGCCAUCCUGGGAGAGGUCAAGCGGAUGGCGGGUAACGACGUCUGCUGUGACUGCGGAGCUCCCGGUCCCACAUGGCUCUCCACCAACCUGGGCAUCCUGACAUGUAUCGAAUGUUCAGGGAUCCACCGGGAGUUGGGUGUGCACUACUCCAGAAUCCAGUCACUAACACUGGAUGUUCUCAGCACCUCAGAGCUCUUGCUGGCCAAGAACGUGGGGAAUGCUGGAUUUAAUGAAAUCAUGGAAGCUUGUUUGACAGCAGAAGAUGUGAUCAAACCAAAUCCGGCCAGUGACAUGCAGGCGAGGAAAGACUUCAUCAUGGCCAAGUACACAGAGAAGCGCUUUGCUCGUAAGAAGUGUCCUGACGCGCUGUCGAAGCUGCACACGCUCUGUGAUGCUGUGAAGGCACGGGAUAUUUUCUCUCUCAUCCAGGUCUAUGCUGAGGGGGUGGACCUAAUGGAGCCGAUUCCUCUGGCCAAUGGCCAUGAACAAGGUGAGACGGCCCUUCAUCUGGCCGUGAGACUGGUGGACAGAACCUCCCUUCACAUCAUAGACUUCCUCACCCAGAACAGUUUAAACUUGGAUAAGCAAACGGCUAAAGGAAGUACAGCGUUGCAUUACUGCUGCCUGACGGACAACAGCGAGUGUCUCAAACUUCUGCUGAGAGGAAAAGCCUCUAUAGACAUCGCUAAUGAGGCUGGUGAGACCCCACUUGACAUCGCCAGGCGACUCAAACACCUGCAGUGUGAGGAACUGCUGAACCAGGCACUCGCAGGGAAGUUCAAUGCUCAUGUGCACGUGGAGUACGAGUGGAGACUUCAGCAUGAAGACCUGGAUGAGAGUGAUGAAGAUCUGGAUGAGAAGUCCAGUCCUCACCGGCGGGACGAGAGGCCCAUCAGCUGCUACACGCCGGGCAGUAAUUCCCUUCAGCCCAGUCCGGCCAGCCUGGCACGAGAUGCACGAGACAUGGUCAAAGACAAGCAGCGAUUCGUGCCCAACCUGGUCAACAACGAGACCUAUGGAACCAUUAUCAACACCAACUCACCAGUCACCCUGUCCACCUCUGCUCCACCUCUACCACCCCGAAAUUUAGUACAACCGUCUGGUCUUUCUGGAAUGGCUCAGGGAUCGCCCGGUUGGAAACCUGGCUCCCUAGAUCUGACCGGCAGGCAGAGAUCUUCCUCUGACCCUCCCAACAUGCAUCCCCCAGCGCCCCCCUUACGGGUCACAUCCACCUCCCUUCUUGUACCCAGCGGUGCUCCCCCUCCUGUGGCUAAAGCUGCCAGUAUGAUGGAGGCCAAGAAUAUACAACCCAAACCCGGACAGGGGCCUCCUGGUCAGAACAUCAACCGGGCUACAAGCGCGGACAAAAACUUCAGUAAAAGCACACUGAUGCGCUCCGGAUCCAUCGAGAGACCAGCUAAAGAAGUUCCUGGAGGCCCCCAAAACACCACUGGUCAAACUCUGCCUGCUACCCACAUGCCCAGGAAAACGUACCUGAAGCCGAAGCGUGUGAAGGCCAUGUAUAACUGUGUGGCUGAUAAUCCAGAUGAGCUGACGUUCUCUGAGGGAGAGGUCAUUGUGGUGGACGGUGAGGAGGACCAGGAGUGGUGGCUGGGCCACAUUGAGGGAGAGCCAAUGAGAAGAGGGGCAUUUCCUGUCACAUUCGUGCAAUUCAUUAUGGACUGAAGGGCUGGAGAUCACAGACACCUGAGUUGGACUGAUGACGGCACUUCUCUGCCUCUGUGUGGCCUCACUAACCAUCAUCAUCAUCAUCAUCAUCAUCAUCGCUGUUCCCUUUGUCGUGAAGCUUGUCUUCACUGAGCUUCCACUAAUCCCUGCUCUCACCUGGCUUGAGCAGAGUCACUGGAAUAUAAAAGCUUCCUGGGCUUUGGAUUUUUCUUUUGUUUUUACGUUUGUGGCCUAGAUAUGUUGCAGAACGAUGGUUUGUUGCAAUAAAUGCACUUUUGAUUUAAUUUAUCAUGACCACAAUGCUAAUGAGAUGAAUGUCACCAAGAUGAAGGUUUUAGUCCAAGAUCAUUCACAUCCUUAUUCCUUUUAGACACAAUAGAUAGCGUAAGGUUGAUUUUGAAGUACAGUACCCAUUAUCUGUGAAUACAGUCUUAUUUGCCCACAUUCCAUGUCUGGCAAGGAAAGGCAGAAGGAUAAUCUGAGAAUCACUGACUUUCGAGGACUUGGUUGGAAAAGACAGCUUCGUCAAUGGUGCUAAGCCAGGAAUAUGCUACGAGAACUGUCUGCCUUCGGAGGGGGAGCUCCGAUGUUCCCAUUUUCACACUACCUGCUCCAGUGCUGAGUGUAUAAAUAGGCGUUCCACCACUCGCAUCUGGGAAAUAUCUGAAGUGCACUGUGGAUGAAAGAGAUGGAGAAACAGACAGACAUAAGAGCACGUUUGUGCUGGCUAAGGGACAGGGAACAUGGAGACUGAAUGAAAGCAAUCUUGACCCUGUACCUGCUGGGAGUUUUGAGCGCCGUGACAGUCUUCGUGAACAUUCAGUGGCAUCCAGGGAGAGGAAAGGAGCCAGUGAAGAGCAUCAAGGAGGUUUAUUUCUGUAUAGAUAUUUAUAAUUCUGAGCUGUCCUUCUGUGUUCUUGAUUUAGAUGCUCUUAUUGAUUUUAAUGAUCCUACCUUGAGAGGCCUGUGCAACGGUGUCAUUUCUCAACUGGCUCAUUUUUUCUUAAAGCAAUAGACCAAAAAUGAACAUUUGGUCAUUUACUUACCUUCAUGUUCUUUCAAAUUGUGCAAAAGAGCAUGUACUGCAGAAUGUCCAGAGUGCUUUUUCAUAAUGGGGACUGUUAAUGUUAGGCACUAUAAAAGUGGUCCCUAAGAUUAAUUUGCUAUAUUCCAAGUCUUCUGAAGUCCUACUGUAACGUUGUGUGAGAAACAGACCAAUAUUUAAAGGGAAAUUAUUUACUCAUCCUUAUGUCAUUCCAAACCUGUGUAACUAACUUCUGUG
Molecule: messenger RNA, 3619 nt
Organism: Megalobrama amblycephala (Wuchang bream)
Lineage: Eukaryota; Metazoa; Chordata; Actinopteri; Cypriniformes; Xenocyprididae
Gene: asap2a
Product: ArfGAP with SH3 domain, ankyrin repeat and PH domain 2a
Exons: 23
Coding region: 1-2334 (777 amino acids)
Biological process (GO): positive regulation of GTPase activity
Molecular function (GO): protein binding; GTPase activator activity
Source: RefSeq, a predicted model, not a curated record